This is a messenger RNA of Penicillium psychrosexuale, 273 nucleotides long. RefSeq lists its product as uncharacterized. The transcript has a single exon. The coding region runs from base 1 to 273 and encodes 90 amino acids. Lineage: Eukaryota; Fungi; Ascomycota; Eurotiomycetes; Eurotiales; Aspergillaceae. The record is from RefSeq and is a predicted model, not a curated record.
AUGGGGAUGACGACGAGAAGCCAGCGGGUGGGGCUGAACCCUCAGCUUCCAGACCCCCCAGCCCGUCGCCUAUCUCCCAUCCCCGAAGCCGUAAACCCCGCAAUCUUACCCGAAUACCCCAACGUUGAGGACCUUUUUCUCGCCGAGGAUGAUUCUCACGAUGAGGAUUACUUUCUCGUCUCAAUCACCUACGACUACUCCACCAUCACAGCCCGAGCUCGUUUGUUCCAAGGAAUAGUGCUUGCUGGGGCCACUCCGCUCCAACUGGCCUAG